UCCCCGUACAUAUGCGUUAUUUCUAAUUCGAAUGGCGUUCGUCUUUUCGCUCAUUUAUCUCUUUGUUGCGCUUUGCUGUUGCCAUCCGUCAUUCGUGACAACAAAUGACGUGAAAUGCAAAAGACAGACAUCAUGUUCCUGUGAAAUGAGCGACGAUUCAGGUUCUAUCGACCUCCAUCCUCUAGUUUCAGGACAAAGUCAGGAUCAACCAGCUUUCCAACUGCUAUCGAACGGCUACCUCUACACGUACAAUCCUUGCACACCAGUUGACUAUGAAAACGAAGUUAGUACCUGCACAGCAAAUGAUGAUCCAGCGGUCUGUCAGAUUUUUAGUAAUGGUACAGGGAAAGGUGUCCGGUGUGGCUCUCAGGCAGACGUCUCAUUUACUGCAUACAAACAUGAAAUGACUGGUGUACAAGAAGUAAACAUCACAUACCGUGGAGGACAAGGCACAAGAUUCAGUACUGUCACUUUGAAGUGUGACAACAACCAACAUGCAACUUCACAAUUUGAAUUUGAAGGAGAAAAUCCACCUGGACACUACAAUUUUCUCUUGACCAGUUACUAUUCAUGUCCAAGACGAAGUGGCAAAAAACUGGCUAUCAGUGGUGGCUCAAUCUUUCUUAUACUCCUGUUUGUCCUCCUGAUAUCAUAUUUCGUUUUGGGUGUUCUGUUCCAAAAAUACCGCCGAGAUGCAUCAGGAAAAGAAUUGAUACCAAACUACCAGUUCUGGUCAUCUUUGCCUGGUCUUGUAAAGGACGGAUUUCUUUUCUUACUGAACAAGUGUCGUAAAAGAGAAGCCAGCUAUGAAAAUUUGCAGUGACAAAUUUAAGAACAUGAAGAUACUAGUAACUGUUAGCACAAAUUUGUAGAGGACAUCAGUUGCACUUUCUUUCCUUUGGCACGUCUGAGAUACUUUCAAAUUUUGUUUUGAUGUAGCUUUCCUUUCUACAGUGUAAUCGAUUCUUGCUGCAAAUGAUAUUAAGUGUAGUCAUCUUCAUAAUACACGUACAGUAGCUGCAUGCAUACAAACUGUGUAUAAUAGACAAUGAACGUUAG
Molecule: messenger RNA, 1059 nt
Organism: Corticium candelabrum
Lineage: Eukaryota; Metazoa; Porifera; Homoscleromorpha; Homosclerophorida; Plakinidae
Exons: 7
Coding region: 32-823 (263 amino acids)
Cellular component (GO): trans-Golgi network
Source: RefSeq, a predicted model, not a curated record